AUUAGAAAAUCAGAAGCCUAUUAAUGUGCAGCGUUGUCAGGAUUCUUCAUCGAGUUUUAUUAAAGCUCCAUAACUCUUUGAAAGAGCCCGUUGUACAGAUUUUGGAAGAAGAGACAGCUCUUCAUGUUGAGCAGAUGACUGAAGAAUCGCCAACGCCGGACAGUGUAAAAUAAUCCUGAAAGAAGAAAAGCCUGUUACCGAAGGCACUGUAUGCUGGACACGUAUUACCAGAGAUAAAAUGAAUCCCUGCUGGAGAUGUCACUUAUAUCCCUCAUUUGCUUUAAUGCUGCUGACUUUAAAGUUUCUGAGCACAACUUUUAUCAAAGUAAAUAAUGGGAUCACAGUGAUGAAAGGACAAAGCAGCUACCUAUCAGGAGAAGAUCUACAAUUCUCCAUCCCCAAAGAAAAAGAUGCCUGCAAAGUGGAAGUCAUUGUUAAUGAACCCAUAACACAAAGAGUUGGAAAGCUGUCUCCACAGGUAUUUGACUGUCAUUUCCUGGAUAAAGAAGUAGAGUAUGUUCACAAUGGCUGCCCCAUCUUACAUGAAGAUGAUGUUAUGCUCAGGCUAUACAGGUUUACAGAAAAUGAAACCAUCACUGAAAACUUUAUACUUAGGGUGAAGCUAAUCGAACCAGAUUGUAAUAUUGUAAAGCUGGGACCCAAGAAUAUGGAAGUAACAGAAUUUUAUGGGCUGUCAAACGUUAUUGAUAAGAACAUAUUGUCCUUAGACUAUGAAAAAAGGAUGAAUCUGGAGUGCACUAUUCGAGUGGCCAAUAUGGAAUCUCAUUUGCCAGCUCACGGACAACUGGUCACUGGAGAUCCUGUGAAAGAACAGCCACGGGGAGACCAUCCAUCUAGCUACUUCAGUAGCUCCAACCAGAAGCCGAGUCCAUUGUGCAAGCGUGGAGACUGCAUUCCAGGUCUAAAUAAACUGUCAAAGAUCAUAAAAACCAGCUGUGAGAACUUCCUCCUGAUGGGUAUCAGGUACCAGCACCUAGACCCCCCAUCACCGAGUAUUGAUUAUAUUAGCAUCAGGCUUGAUCUUACUGACACAAGAAGCAGAUCCUUGUACAAGUCAGAACAUGCCUGGAUUCCUGUCCACAUCCGAGAUGCAGUGCCCAACCAGAUCCCAAAAGCUGCCUUCAUGUCAAUGUUCAUUUUGGAAGUGGAUCAGUUCAUCCUUACUCCUCUGACUACAGCAACACUUGAUGCAGUAGACGAUGAAACAAAGAAACCUUUGCUGGUCUUCAACAUCACAGACCCUCCACGAGAGGGAUACAUCACCCAUCUUAGUGACCAUACCAAGCCCAUUACCUCCUUUACAUGGCAAGAUCUCAAUGACAUGCUCAUAGGAUAUCAGCCACCUAACAGUAGUCACACGGAACGAAGAAAUUUGGAGGUGGAGGUUGAAGUUCAUGAUUUCUUUUUUGAAAGGAGUUUGCCUAUCACAGUUCAUAUAUCCAUUAGAACAGCUGACACAAAUGCCCCUCGAGUAUCCUGGAAUAUGGGUCUUGAUCUCUUGGAGGGUCAAUCUCGACCAAUCACAUGGGAACAACUUCAAGUGGUAGAUAAUGAUAAUAUCAAUGCUGUCCGCCUGGUCAUUGUAGAUGGGCUAGAGCAUGGACGCAUUACUGUCAGAGGAGGCAAAGGAUUUAUGUUCACGGUGAAAGACAUUCAGGCUGGUGUGGUCUGCUAUCAUCAUGAUGACAGUGAUACAGCCAAAGACUUUGUCGUUUUCCGAAUAUUUGAUGGGCGCCACAGUAUUCGACACAAGUUUCCAAUUAACAUACUCCCUAAGGAUGAUAGCCCACCUUUCCUAAUUGCAAACACUGUCAUCGAGCUUCCAGAAGGUCAAACUGUUCUCAUACAAGGCUCAAUGCUCUGUGCCUCUGAUAUGGACUCGAGCGAUGAUUACAUACGCUUCAAUAUAACCAAGCAAGCAGCCGCUGGGAGCAUCAUGAAGAAACCAGGACAAAAUGCUUUAGCUUAUCCUGUUACAACUUUCCUGCAAAGAGACUUGUUUAACGGUAUCAUAUAUUACAAGCAUCAUGGAGGAGAAGUCUUUGAAGAUUCUUUUGAAUUUUUUCUGUGUGACAGUCAUACUCCCCCUAACUUCUCUGGUCCCCAGACUGUGAUUAUUCAUAUAACACCAGUGGAUGAUCAGCUUCCCAAGGAAGUUCCUGGAACAGUUCAUCAUGUGCUUGUUAAAGAAACCAAAAUUGUUUACAUUACAAAGAAACAUCUACAUUUCAUAGACACCGAGUCUCCAGAAAGAGAACUUAUUUACACUGUGACUACUCCGCCGUGCUGGAUAUCACCAUCCAGUGGUCUAGAUGCUGGAAAGAUUAUCCUAGUAGAAACUAUUCCCAGGCUUGUAAAGGAUCACGCUGCUGACAUGAUACUGACAUUUACCCAGCAUGCAGUGAGCCACAUGAAAGUUGCGUACAUGCCACCAAUGGAGGAUAUAGGUCCUGAUGCUGUACAUGUCCGAUUUGUAUUAUCAGUCCGUAACCAUCACGGCGGUACAGUGCAUGGCAUCUGCUUCAAUAUUACCUUACUUCCAGUAGACAAUCAGCCUCCUCAGGUAUUUACAUUUGAUAUGAGUGUGGAGGAAGGCGGCUCUCAGCAGAUGACAAUGGAUUAUAUCCGCAUCAUUGACAAGGACACAACACAGGAUCAUCUUGGUAUUAUUCUUCAAAAGGCACCAUUACAUGGCAUGGUUCAGCUGGAUGGAAGAACUGUAAAUGAAGGAGAACAAAUCAGCUACCAAGACCUCAUUAUGCUAAAACUUAGGUACCAGCAUGAUGGUUCUGAAUCCUUGUGGGAUGAAGUUAAAUUUAUUGCUACCGAUGGUAUCAAUUCAGCUGACUUUCUUCUAAAAAUACAGGUUUUCCCUGUAAAUGAUGAACCCCCAAUUAUGAAGGACAAUCUUUUACCCACCAUAUACUGUGCAGAAGGUGAAGGAGUGGUGAUUUCCUCGGAUUACAUCUAUGCUGUUGAUGCAGACAGUGAUGAUAUGAAGCUUACAUUCAUGAUUGCUCGUCAGCCUCGCUGGGGUAUUGUCCUAAGGGCUGGAAUCACUGUAGACCGAUUCUCCCAAAGGGAUAUACUUCAAGGAACUGUUAUCUACAGGCAUACAGGUGGAGAAAUUGGAUUGCAGCCUUGCUUUGACACUAUAACACUUGUUAUUUCUGAUGCUGAAUUGGAUGCGGACAUAAAAUGCUGUUUUAAUACACAUCAUAACCCUUUACUGCCAAACCAUGACUCGUUUCCUGUAUAUGACCUAAACAUCACAGUUUUUCCUGUAGAUAACCAGGCACCAUCUAUUACAAUAGGUGAAAUAUUUUCUGUUGAAGAAGGCAAGUCACGUGCAUUUUCAGUGAGCCACUUGUUUGCCAAUGAUCCUGACACAGACAGUAACAAUUUGAAAUUCAUAUUAGCAUCACCUCCUCAGUAUGGCUACAUUGAAAACGUUCUCCCAUCUCCAGGCUUUGAGAAAAGUAACAUGGGAAUAAGCAUUGAUGCAUUUUUGCUGAAAGAUAUCAUAUCCCUUAAUGUGAAUUAUGUACAGUCAAGACAUCAAAGAAUGGAGCCAACAGCAGACCAGUUUAUGUUUUAUGUCACUGAUGGGAAACAUCGCUCAGUGGAGAAGCCUUUUUACAUUGUAAUCAGUCCAACAAAUGAUGAAGUUCCAGAGUUCAUGGCCAGGAAUAUUACUGUGGAGGAAGGAGAAAUGAUAGAGUUAAAUCCCUCCAUAAUAAAUGUGUCAGACAUGGAUGUGCCCCCAAAUCAGUUACUAUUCAGUGUUGUUCUGCAACCCCAGCAUGGCAUGAUUUUGGAGAACAACUAUGGUACUCACCACAUGAAAGAGUUACUUAAAAGUCUGAAGAGUAAUACACUUCCUAUGGCCAACCAUAGUGACCACAUAUUAAUGUGUACAACUAAUAUGUUUUUUAUUUCAUUAGGUAUGAAGCUAGUGUAUUUGCAUGAUGACUCAGAAAACCUUGCAGACAGUUUCACAAUCCAGCUGUCAGAUGGAAAACAUGAGGUCAAGAGAACGAUCUUUGUCACUGUCAAUGGGAUUAAUGAUGAAAAGCCUGUGCCGACAACGCACUGUGAAGUAGUACUAAGCAUGGGUGAACAUUACAUUAUUUCAAGUGCUGUACUGUCAGCAGAAGAUAAAGAUACGCCGCGAGAGCAAAUUCACUAUGUGAUUGAAAGCAUUCCAGAUCAAGGACAACUUCAAAUGAAGACAAAUAACAUCUGGGGGAACAUACAGGCUGGUAUGAAGUGCACUCAAGAGGACAUUGACAUGAACCUAGUUAGAUAUGUGCACACUGGGAUAGUAGGAUCAAAGAAUCAAGACAGCUUUACUUUUCACUUAUGGGAUGGCAGAAACAGAUCACCACAAAUGCAGUUUCACAUCACAGUCAAAGAUAUGGAGAAGGGAGACAUUGUAGUGUCUUUGAAAAUGCUCCAUGUGUCAAGAGGUGACAGAGCCAUCAUAAGUACUGAUGUGCUCUUUGCUUCUGAUGGCACUGACAAACCAGAAGAGUUGCUCUACGUGCUCUCCUCACCGCCUCAGUACGGCCAGAUUGAAUAUGUCAACCACCCUGGAAUUCCCAUAACAAGCUUCAGUCAGAUGGAUGUGGCUGCUCAGACUGUCUGCUACUUCAACAAUGGCAAAACUGCAGCUGCUGCUGAUAUGUUCAAAUUCCUUGUCAGUAAUGGGCUGCAGACAAAGCAUGGGACCUUGCUCGUUGCUGUGGAGAUGGUUGAUAGGACUCCACCAACAUUAUCCAAAAACUACGGUCUUAAGCAGAUGAAAGGAUCAGUAGCACUGAUCUCUCCUGACAUUCUUCAAACCAUGGAUCCUGACACAGCAGCCGAAAAUAUUACAUAUAUGUUAAAGGAACACCCUCAAUAUGGACAGAUAUAUUUGAGAGGUUCACUUCUGCAAAAAAACAACUUUACCCAAAGAGAUAUUGAUAACAUGCAUGUUGCCUAUAGACACAGAGGCCAAGAUGCUCAGAUUGACAAGUUCACAUUUGUUGUGACAGACAGGUCAAAUCAAGGGUUUCUAAUCGAUGGGAAAGUGCAGUUUGAUCCAGUACCUUUCAUCAUACAAGUGGACUUUCCAGAUGACACCAGUCCCAAAAUAGUCCAUCUUCAGUGUGCUACUAAAGUCCAGCACAUUAGAGAUGGCCAGUAUGGAAUCUACAUUACAUCUAGGGAAUUAAAGGCUAUUGAUCCUGGGACAGAGGAUGAAAACAUUAUCUUCAAGAUAUUAAAUGGACCUCACAAAAGUUACCUGGAAAAUGUAACAUCAGGUGGAAUUAUAAAAGAACAAUUCACUCAAAAAGAUUUAAACUGCAAAUCUAUAUUGUACACCAUAAAUCCCUCACUUGAUGUGUAUGAUGAUGCUAUAGAAUUUGAAGUUUCAGAUCCAGCUGGAAACAAAGCUUUACCACAAAUCUUAAGCCUAAAAUGGUCUCGUAUUGAUUUGCUUCAAGUCAAGUAUGAGGUGUGUGAGACAGAAGCUGUGGUGUAUUUGAAGCUCACAAGGAGAGGUUACCCUGUAGACUCUGCCUUCAUUACAGUGAUGGUGAAUGGAAUAAGUGCUAAGGAUGGGAAAGACUUUUCUACAAGUCCUACUAAACUCAUACAAUUUGAUCCAGGAGUGUCAACCAAGACUUGGAAUAUAGCAAUUACCCAGGAUGGAUUAGAAGAAGACGAUGAGACCUUUGAAGUCAUUCUGAAUUCUCCUGUGAAUGCUGUUCUUGGCACUAAGACAAGAGCUGUAGUGAAAAUUGUGGACCCCAGAGGAGGUAGUUGUCAAAGGAAUGCUCGAGAAGGACUACGAAACUGCACCUCCCAACCAGCACAGAGCGCUUGCAGCAUUGAUCUGGCAGAAGUUCUACUUCCUAAUAUUAAAAAGACAGAUGGGGACAUUAGAGGAGAUGUAUCUGAAGAAGUCAGCCUUGUACAAACUGGAAAGAAGAGACUCCGGGUCUUUGGAAAUGGGAAAUCUGUUAAGCCUUCAUCUGUAUACCACAUAGGCAAUGAUACUAUUUAUCGAUAUCACAGCAUGGUGUCACUUAAAGUAGAAGAAGUAAAGCAAUCAUUUAACUCAACCCAGACAGCUAAGUUAUCAGUAAGGAAUCAGGGCCAGCAGAGAAUGAAAGUUCCUGUACAAAACACAGAACUGCUACAGUCAGACAGGGCCUCCAUAUCUUCUGAUACUGCUAAGCAGGAAAAAAGUAUGACCUUUCCUAAGAAAUGUACUCCAGACUUAAAAGGACUCUUGCAUUUUGAUGAUAAGAGCCAAAAUCUUUACAAGUGCAAUGGCAUAUCAUGGAACACAUGGGAAGCUAAAGUCAAGGCAACAAAAUGUCCAUUUGGCUGGACUCCACAUGACAGCAGCUGCUACAAACACAUCACUGAGCAGAAGGCCACAUGGAUCACCGCAGCCCGGAUAUGUCAGGAACAGUACCGUGCAACACUUGUAGAUAUCUUCAGUAAAGAACAGAUGGAUUGGCUGUGGAACUUCAGUGGCAGAAAGUCAUUUUGGAUAGGCUUAACUAACCGAGUCAACAGUGACAACUGGGAAUGGAGCAAAGGAGAGAAGACCACCUUCACUAACUGGAAAAGAAGAUCACCCCGCCGGACAAGGAAAGGGAAAAAUUGUGUUUCUGUGCAAAAGAAAGGCAAAUGGCAUGUGAAAAACUGCCAGAAGUCUAAUCAUUAUAUCUGCUCAAAAAGAGUGUAGUACUUAAUGUUAUUAGGUAAUGUACAAUUUUUAGAAAUAUUUAUUAUUCUAAUUUUUGAGUAAGUUCAACCAAUUGUAUUU
This is a messenger RNA of Nanorana parkeri, 6850 nucleotides long. RefSeq names its product FRAS1 related extracellular matrix 1 (gene FREM1). The transcript is spliced from 36 exons. Gene Ontology annotation, cellular component: membrane. The record is from RefSeq and is a predicted model, not a curated record. Gene Ontology annotation, biological process: cell communication. NCBI's taxonomy places the organism in Eukaryota, Metazoa, Chordata, Amphibia, Anura, Dicroglossidae. The coding region runs from base 239 to 6769 and encodes 2176 amino acids.